Myotis brandtii (Brandt's bat) is the source of this 1632-nucleotide messenger RNA. It is a transcript of the gene UCHL5, whose product is annotated as ubiquitin carboxyl-terminal hydrolase L5. The transcript has 11 exons. Gene Ontology annotation, molecular function: proteasome binding; cysteine-type deubiquitinase activity. Gene Ontology annotation, biological process: protein deubiquitination; ubiquitin-dependent protein catabolic process. The record is from RefSeq and is a predicted model, not a curated record. The coding region runs from base 19 to 1005 and encodes 328 amino acids. Gene Ontology annotation, cellular component: Ino80 complex; cytoplasm. NCBI's taxonomy places the organism in Eukaryota, Metazoa, Chordata, Mammalia, Chiroptera, Vespertilionidae.
CGGCGUGUGGCCGGGGCCAUGACGAGCAAUGCCGGGGAGUGGUGCCUCAUGGAGAGCGACCCCGGCGUCUUCACCGAGCUCAUUAAAGGAUUCGGUUGCCGAGGAGCCCAGGUAGAAGAGAUAUGGAGUUUAGAACCUGAGAAUUUUGAAAAAUUAAAGCCAGUUCACGGGCUAAUUUUUCUUUUCAAGUGGCAGCCAGGAGAGGAACCAGCAGGCUCUGUGGUUCAGGACUCCAGACUCGACACAAUCUUUUUUGCCAAGCAGGUCAUUAAUAAUGCUUGUGCUACGCAAGCCAUAGUGAGUGUGUUGCUGAACUGUACUCAUCAAGACGUCCAUUUAGGAGAGACGUUGUCAGAGUUUAAAGAAUUUUCCCAAAGCUUUGAUGCAGCCAUGAAAGGCUUGGCACUGAGCAACUCCGAUGUGAUCCGACAAGUACACAACAGCUUCGCCAGACAGCAGAUGUUCGAAUUCGACGCGAAGACACCAACCAAAGAAGAGGAUGCGUUUCACUUUGUCAGUUACGUUCCUGUGAACGGAAGACUCUAUGAACUGGAUGGACUGCGGGAGGGACCGAUUGACUUAGGGGCCUGCAGUCAGGACGACUGGAUCAGCGCCGUGAGGCCCGUCAUAGAGAAGAGGAUACAGAAGUACAGUGAAGGGGAAAUUCGAUUUAACUUAAUGGCCAUCGUGUCUGACAGAAAAAUGAUAUAUGAACAGAAGAUAGCCGAGCUACAGAGACAACUUGCUGAGGAGGAACCCAUGGAUACAGACCAGGGUAGUAUGCUAAGUGCUAUUCAGUCAGAACUCGCCAAAAAUCAGAUGCUCAUUGAAGAAGAAGUACAGAAAUUGAAAAGAUACAAGAUUGAAAAUAUCAGAAGGAAACAUAAUUACCUGCCAUUCAUUAUGGAAUUGUUAAAGACGUUAGCAGAACACCAGCAGUUAAUACCACUAGUAGAAAAGGCAAAAGAAAAACAGAAUGCAAAGAAAGCACAGGAGACCAAAUGAAGAGGAUGCUGUGGCGUGUGCACACAUUUCUGCUUCUGCCUUUAUUUCCAUGGAAACCACUGAGCAUGAGAGACGUGGAGCAGCACCCUGACUGGCUCAGUGCACAUGGGCAGCAGUCCAGUCCGUCCUGUCUUUACUGCAUGGAUCCAUAAACGCCCCCUACCUGCAUCGUGUGCAUGUAGUGCCUGUUAAAUAAAGGUGAUGUCAAGAGCACUUGCCCAAAUCCCAUUAUUUGACACUGGAUCUGAGAACUUCUGUGAUGCCCCACGUACGUAGCUACCAUAAUGAAUCUAGAAAACGCACAGAGGAUCUUCUCUCCCUGUAACUGGUAUCAUUAAUCCUUUGAUCUUUUAGCUCACUUAAAUGCUUAAAAUUUAUAAAUGUCAGAUCUUGAUUAAACUGGACCUCUUGUUCUCAUCAUUAAUGGAAUAAAAAAAUCAGUAUUUCUGUCUUUGAUAUCUAAAUAUUUUGAGGAUUUUUAAACUGAAUUUUAUCUUCUAUAUCAAUUAUUUGGAAAAGUAUGAUUUUAAUGCAGAUUAUUUGAAAGGACAAAAGUACAGUUUCUAGUGAUUUUCAUGCUGCCAGUAAAAAAAGUAAUAAACAUCCCAACUUUAUUUUCGCAAACUC